Scleropages formosus (Asian bonytongue) is the source of this 3495-nucleotide messenger RNA. RefSeq names its product endoplasmic reticulum to nucleus signaling 1 (gene ern1). Bases 178 to 3141 code for a protein of 987 amino acids. Gene Ontology annotation, molecular function: ATP binding; RNA endonuclease activity; protein serine/threonine kinase activity. Gene Ontology annotation, biological process: intrinsic apoptotic signaling pathway in response to endoplasmic reticulum stress; IRE1-mediated unfolded protein response; protein phosphorylation. Gene Ontology annotation, cellular component: IRE1-TRAF2-ASK1 complex. Lineage: Eukaryota; Metazoa; Chordata; Actinopteri; Osteoglossiformes; Osteoglossidae. The record is from RefSeq and is a predicted model, not a curated record. The transcript has 22 exons.
GGAAGCCGCUGCGGAGAGACGAAUGGAGGAGCCCGUGGCACGCGCAGCGCGGCCCACGGGUGUCGUUAUCGGCAGUGUUUGAGCUGUCGACAAACUUCUGAGUGUUUUUUAAAUUUUUUAUUUAUUUCAUUUACUUUUCUGUGUCUAUGUGAAGCCGGCCGCUGUCGAUCUGCGAAAAUGUCUUGGCGGCCCUGUGUGCGGGUCCUGCUGUGCUGCCUUUUGACGCUGUCGACGCCGUUCCAGAUGGGUCUGGGCAGGUCGAGUGCAAAUUCUCUGUCUGACAACCUGCUCUUUGUGUCCACGCUGGAGGGGAACCUGCAUGCUGUCAGCAGAAGGUCGGGCUCGAUCAAAUGGACCCUCAAGGAAGAUCCUGUUCUCCAGGUUCCCACACAUGUGUCCGAACCUGCAUUUCUGCCAGACCCGAAUGAUGGAAGUCUGUACGCACUGGGAGGCAAAAAUAGCAAAGGCUUGACAAAACUGCCCUUCACAAUUCCUGAACUUGUCCAGGCAUCACCCUGUCGCAGCUCCGAUGGGAUUCUCUACAUGGGUAAAAAACAGGACCUGUGGUAUGUGGUGGACCCUCUGACGGGAGAGAAGCAGCAGACUCUGACGUCAUCCUUUGCUGAGACUCUUUGCCCCUCCUCUUCGCUUCUGUACCUGGGCCGCACAGAAUACACCAUCACCAUGUAUGACACCAAAAACCGAGAGCUACGCUGGAAUGCCACCUAUUCUGACUAUGCUUCUACAAUGCCUGAUGAUGACAGCAAGUAUGAGAUGGCCCAUUUUGUGUCCAAUGGGGAUGGUCUUGUGGUCACAGUGGACAGCAAGUCAGGAGAUGUGCAGUGGGUGCAGAACUACAACUCGCCUGUGGUGGCCAUGUACAUCUGGCAACAUGAUGGUCUUCACAAGGUCCCACAGACCAACUUUGCUGUGGAAACGCUGCGCUACCUCACCUUCAUGUCUGGGGAAGUUGGCCGCAUCACUCAGUGGAAGUACCCUCUGCCCAAGGAGAAGAAGCCCAAGAACAAGUUGACGUCGACACUUUAUGUUGGCAAGUAUUCCACCAGUUUGUACGCCUCUCCAUCCCUGGUUCAUGAUGGAGUCACAGUCGUGCCUCGUGGUAGUACCUUCCCCUUGCUGGAGGGACCCAGCCAGUCGGAGUUCUCCAUCCAGGAUGACAAAGAGUGUGUUAUCACCCCCAGUACUGAUGUGAAGGUCACUGCUGGCCUGAAAGAUCCCAGCCGUCUGAACUUCAUGAGCAACUACCUUCUUCUUAUCGGUCACCAUGAAAUACCCCCAAAUGCCCAAAAGAAUAUUCUGGAAAGGUUUCCAGAGAGCUUUGCCCGUCAGCCAGGGAGUGUGAUCCCUCCUACCACAGAGAAGACUAUUGAAGAGAAGGUGAAUGACAUUGACGUGGAGGAGAACACGCCUCAACCCCCUGAGACCUCUAUUCAAGAGAAGACGUCCAAGCCGACACGCGUUGAGGCCCCAGUAGAUACCAUGUUGAAGGACAUGGCCACCAUUAUCUUCAGCACAUUUCUGUUGGCUGGUUGGCUUGCCUUUGCAAUCACAUAUCCCAAGAGCGUGCACAAGCAGCAGCAGCUGCAGCACCAACAGUUCCAAAGGCAGAUGGAGGAGAAGCUGGAGCUCCUGCAGAAGCAGCAGCUCGUCUUCCAGCCUCCUACCGACCUUGCCCUUGAGGCAGACUUCCUGGACGCAGCUCGUGCACAGGGCUCCAGUCACAGCAGCCCCAGCCUCACCCCCCGGGCCUCCAACCACUCCAACCUGUCAGCAUCUGAGAUCGGCAGCUCAGCCAAUGAGAACGAAGAGGGAGUUUAUGGAGAUGAGGAGUCGAGCAUCAUACGUGUUGGAAACAUUACCUUUAACCCCAAGAAUGUUCUGGGCCAUGGUGCUGAAGGGACCAUUGUGUAUAAGGGCCAGUUUGACAGCCGGCCUGUGGCCGUGAAGCGGAUUCUUCCCGAAUGCUUUAGCUUUGCAGACCGGGAGGUGCAGCUGCUCCGUGAGUCUGAUGAGCAUCCCAACGUCAUUCGCUACUUCUGCACUGAAAAGGAGCGCCAGUUCCAGUACAUCGCCAUCGAACUUUGUGCUGCCACACUGCAGGAGUACGUAGAGCAAAAGGACUUUGACCGACAUGGCCUGGAGCCAGUGAUGCUGCUUCAACAGACUAUGUCAGGGCUGGCACAUCUCCACUCUCUUAGCAUCGUGCACAGAGACCUCAAACCCCACAACAUCCUUGUGUCAAUGCCCAAUGCUCAUGGACGGGUCCGGGCUAUGAUCUCAGACUUUGGCCUGUGCAAGAAGCUGGCAGCAGGCAGACACAGCUUCAGCAGGAGAUCUGGGGUCCCUGGGACCGAGGGUUGGAUCGCACCUGAAGUCUUAAGCGAGGACAGUAAGGCCAAUCCUACAUGCGCUGUUGACAUCUUCUCUGCCGGCUGCGUAUUUUACUACGUGGUGUCUGAAGGCUGCCACCCCUUCGGCAAGUCGUUGCAGAGGCAAGCCAACAUCCUUCUGGGUGCAUAUAGCCUGGAUCUGCUUCAACCAGACAAACAUGAAGAUAUAGUCGCUGCAGAUCUGAUACUGCAGAUGCUGAGCAUGGAGCCCCAAAAGAGACCAUCAGCGGAAAGUGUGCUGAAACACCCGUUCUUCUGGAGCCUGGAGAAGCAGCUGCAGUUCUUCCAGGAUGUCAGCGAUAGGAUAGAGAAGGAGCCUCUGGAUGGGCCCAUUGUCCGGCAGCUGGAAAGAGGUGGCAGGGCAGUGGUGAAGGGGGACUGGAGAGAGCACAUCACUGUUCCCCUCCAGACAGACCUUCGGAAAUUCCGAUCAUAUAAAGGAGGAUCAGUCAGAGAUCUUCUCCGUGCAAUGAGGAACAAGAAGCACCACUACAGGGAGCUGCCAGAAGAUGUGCAGCAGACACUGGGCUCCAUUCCAGACGAAUUUGUGUCUUACUUCACCUCCCGCUUCCCACACUUGCUGCAGCACACCUAUCUAGCCAUGCGUACCUGUGCACUGGAGCGCCCCUUCCUGCCCUACUACCACAGUGAAGGAACUGUAGCUCAAAUGCAGGGCAGCUGCGAGCAGAACGAGGCACCCAAACCAGCCUACAGUCCUGACUCCAUAUGAAAGAGAAGGAGGGCUGCUGGCGGUGGGACUUUGCAUUCGUUGCCUUAAUACACAUUCCAGGGCUCAGUGCCUCUUCCUGAAAGCCACACUGGUGAGAUGCGAGCCUGCAGUGCUCGCAACUUGACGCCACGAUGUGUGCUUCACUCUUCUAAGUGCCUGCCAUGUGACGGACAGCCAGCAGGUGGAGCUGCGAAGCCAGCGCUCUUCCAGGAAGCCCUGGAGCAGAACUGUAUCCAGCCGGUACCUCUCCUGGGCCGCAGAAAACAGGGAUGAUGUGCAUCUCUUUCUUUUCGUAUGUUCUUUUUUUUAAUGUUGUAAAUUAUUGCAAUGAAUGAACUGCCACUUGGGAAUCUA